Molecule: messenger RNA, 1020 nt
Organism: Ceutorhynchus assimilis (cabbage seed weevil)
Lineage: Eukaryota; Metazoa; Arthropoda; Insecta; Coleoptera; Curculionidae
Source: the annotation of a GenBank genome assembly
AUGGCAUCUGAUUUAGAAAAGAAAAUUAUUCGGCAAGUCGAAUACUACUUUGGCGAUGUUAACUUGCCCAGAGACAAUUUCCUGAAUACCCAAAUCAAGGAAGACAAAGAUGGAUGGGUACCGCUAGAGGUAAUGUUGAAAUUCAAAAGGCUUUCCGGCAUUUGCGACGAUUUGAAGGUGAUUGCGGAAGCCCUGGAAAAGUCCGAGGAAAAAAUCGUUUUGGUCAACGAGGAUAAAACUAAAAUCAGAAGGAAUCCGGAAAAGCCUGUGCCAGAAAAUAAUGAAUCACAUAUAAAGAAGCUACAAGAAAGAUCUGCUUAUGCCAAAGGAUUCCCCGCAGAUUCCCAAUUAGACGAUAUUGUGACAUUCUUGGAAGAAUAUGGUCCUCCCGAAUCGGUAAUUCGCCGUGUAGACAGAUCCCACAAAUUUAAAGGGUCCUGCUUCAUUGUAUUCAAAGACAUAGAAGGGGCUAAAAAAUUUGUAGAGCUUGAAAGUGUUAAAUAUAAAGAUAUUGAACUGAUCAGAAAAAUGCAACAAGACUACCAUGAUGGUAAAAAGAAAGAAAUUGAAGAACGUAAAAAGGCACAAAAAGAAAAAAAGGAAGCUGUCGUUAAGGAGAAUGCCCAAAAAAUCGAAUUUCCCAAUGGUGCAAUAGUGCACUUCACUGGUAUAACUGAAGGCCAAGAAAUACUCAGAGAAGAAAUUAAAGAAAAACUUAAAGAAGCCAGUGGAUUUGAUGUUUCUUACAUUGACUUCAAUAAAGGAGAUUUGGAAGGCUAUGUCCGGUUUGCAAAAGAAAAUAAUGCUAUUGAUUUUUUCAAAACGUUAACCGAUGGGUUAUUUGAAAUUGGAGAAAUCAAGCUUAAACUCAAAACCUUAGAAGGCGAUGAAGAAAAGGAAUAUCAUAAGAAGACUUCUGAGGCUAUGGUUACGCAACGUAACAAAUCCAAGCACUUCAACCGCAAAAGGAAGGGAAACUUUGGUGGAGGAAAUAAAAAUUCCAAACAUCACAAGAAAUAA